GGAUUUAAGGCCUUUCACACCACAACAAAUCGAUAACAGUUCACACAUAUAUCAACAACCCUAGGGAUUUUCCAUCUCUAGACAAAACUGCCCAUACUAGAGCGAAAAUGGUGGCUGGAGGAGCCUCGGACACGGGCGGCGUGAAGCCCAUGGCCAUUGCCGGCCGCAUGGUGCGCGAGCGGGAGCGCCUCAUCGGAAUGUCCCCCGAAGAACGGGCCUGGCGCAAACAGUGGCUCAAGGAUCAGGAGCUGCACCACGGACCGCGCAAGGUUCCCGCCCUGGAGCUGGAGCUGAACAAUCCCAUUAAACGCUUCUACCGUGCCCCCCUCGACAAGGUGUGCUCCAUCCUGACCCCGGCCCUGGGAUUCCAGCGGGCGUUCACAGUGCGUUACUGGACCGGAAAGGCUCUCAUUGCCCUCACCGGAAUCUACGCCGGUGCCUACUACUUCAAGUACAAUCAGAAUGAUUGGACUCGUAAAGGCGGCUGGCGUGUAAUUUCCUCCCGCAAAGCGUGCGUUCCCGGCGACGAGGGAUACCCCAAGGUGUCCGAUCGGUCGGCGCCGUCCGAUUACGCUGCCCGUGGCUUCAAGGAAUCGCCUCUAUAAGCCGGACGGAGACCGCCUCCGAACUGGCUUAGUGAUUUUUCUUAAGUUUGAAACGUAAAUUUAUAAUACCAAAACAAAAAUCGCAAUAAACAUGGAAACGAAAACACAAAAA
This is a messenger RNA of Drosophila bipectinata, 717 nucleotides long. RefSeq names its product NADH dehydrogenase (ubiquinone) B17 subunit (gene ND-B17). Gene Ontology annotation, biological process: mitochondrial electron transport, NADH to ubiquinone. The record is from RefSeq and is a predicted model, not a curated record. Lineage: Eukaryota; Metazoa; Arthropoda; Insecta; Diptera; Drosophilidae.